Molecule: messenger RNA, 4695 nt
Organism: Sinocyclocheilus rhinocerous
Lineage: Eukaryota; Metazoa; Chordata; Actinopteri; Cypriniformes; Cyprinidae
Product: poly [ADP-ribose] polymerase 14-like
Exons: 23
Coding region: 1-4467 (1488 amino acids)
Biological process (GO): negative regulation of gene expression; protein poly-ADP-ribosylation
Cellular component (GO): cytoplasm; nucleus
Molecular function (GO): NAD+ poly-ADP-ribosyltransferase activity; transcription corepressor activity
Source: RefSeq, a predicted model, not a curated record
AUGGCAAGACCACAGAGCACACCUGUGGAGCGGACGGACUCUGUUCUGGUCCAGGGAGACUUGGAGAAGCUCACUGAAGAUGUUCUCACUCUUUACUUCAGCAACAAGAAGAGGAGCGGAGGAGGAGACGUCCAGUCCUUCAUCUGGAUCAACAGACGAAAGAGCGCGGCCAUCACCUUCGGAAACUGUGACGAUGUGCAUGCAGUGGUGGAACAAACACACAAUGUUUGCGGCACAGAAGUUCACGCUUCACUGUUCUACUCCAGUUUACAAAAGGCUUUAACCCUGACUGAUAAAAUAUCCACGAAAGUGAACGUUCGUGUCAGUGAAGAGCUGCUCCGUUUCUUUGAAACCAAUGAGCGAUGCAGAAAACAACUGGAGAACGAGGCCAAACUGCUUCACGCCAAAGUGCUUAUUGACAGCUCCGCCGCAGCAAAUGAACUGAUUCUGGAGAUGGAUGUCAACAAAAAGUCGCUGGCUGCGCUGCAGAUCGCUCCCACGUGGGAGUCCAAGACAAUGAGGGAAGCGGAGUCGUUUCUGAGCAGAUAUGACACCGCAGAGCUGCCGGCGGAGAAGGACGUCUGGACGAGAGCUGAGAACGACUGUAACCGUCUCAUCACGCUCGACACGGCGCUCUCCUACAGGGAGCUCAACUCUAAAGCUGUGAUUGCUGGAGUGAAAGAGGAGGUGAAGGUCCUGUCAGACAAGAUCAGGACGCUCCUGAAGAACACUGCUGCUGAGGUGGAAGCGGAAAGAAACACAGCCGAGGUAGACCUCCAACUAGACUGCAGAGAGACGUUUGAUCUAAUUAAAGAGCGCGUGGAGUCCAGAUUAGGGCAGGUGAGUUUAUCUCAUGAUGAGAAGCAGCACAUCAUCUCCCUCAGAGGUCUGAAGGAUCAAGUACAUUCAGUGGAGAUGCUCAUCAAGCAAGCGCAGAAGAACAUCGUCACGCACCAGCUGAAGCUUUCUUCACAUCUGAGUCACUUUCUGAAGUCUCUGGGUCUUGAAAAGUUUGAGCAAGACUAUUUUCUCCCAAGCCACAUUCCAGCUAGACUUUUCCCUCCAAAGAGCUUCACACACAAAAUAGGCAACUUCAUGACUCGGAGUAUCGCAGAAGGAGACCUGCACCAUUUCACAGCCGACGCUUUGACCUGUCCAAUGAAUGCCAAUCUAGCUUUCGGUAACCCUGUGGCUCAGUGCUUUCUCCAGUUCUUCGGAGACGAGAUUACAGAGAAAGGACAGAGGCUGGACUCUCACUACCUUCAGUCAGCCGUGUACAACAGCCUCCUGAAAGCCGAAGGAAAAGGAUGCGCCUCGAUUGCACUCCCAGCAGUCGGUUGUGAAAGCUUCGGCUUCUCUGUCAAAGACAGCUGCGUGGCGCUCCGAGCCGCUGUACUGCAGUUCUGCAGCGACCGUCAGAAUUCUCCUAAAAACAUCAGACGCAUCAGUAUAGUGGAUUCAGACGAGGAGAUCGUUGAGGAGUACAACGCUCUGAUCCAGGAACUAGGAUUUCCUGACACAUCUACAACGGUUCCCCUACAAUCCUUGAAGCUAAAACACGGAUCAGACGCGAGAGUGCUAAUCAAUGGUGUGCCAAUAUGCCUGAAAGAGGGUGACAUCACCAAAGAGAUGGUGGAUGUUAUAGUGAAUUCAACCAACAAAAGUUUAGAUCUUAACACCGCUCCUCUGAAAGCAGGUGCAGCAGUGCUGACGGGUGCUGGAGCGCUUCUGUGUAAGUGUAUCGCACAGAUGGUUGGGCCAGACAGCACCGUCGACAUCACAUCAUCUCUGGAAACGGUUCUGAACCUCUGCGAAGCCAAAACGGCCACAACUCUGGCCAUUCCUGCGAUUGGAACAGGACGUGGUGGCUUUGCCCCGAAAGAAUCGAUCAAAGCCAUCUUCACGGCAAUCGAGAAAGACCUGAAGGAGCUGAACUCAUCCUGCCUCAGGAGCAUCACUGUAGUGGCAUUUGAACAGAAGACCUUUGAUGACUUUCGUGACCAUUUUAAAGCAUGGAAUAAGCCUGCAUCCGACAAGAUGCCUGAAAAUCAAGUCAAAAUUGGAAGCGUCAGAAUCGAGGUAAAGAAAGGCAACAUCACUAAUGAAACGGUCCGAGGGAUCGUAAACACCACCAACAGGGACAUGAGCCUGAGAGGAGGCGUGUCGGGUGCCAUAUUUAAAGCGGCUGGAGCGUCUGUGGAGCAGGAGUGCCAAAAGCACGGUCCGUUGCAGAAUGACAUUGCAGCCGUGACCAGCGGCAGAAACCUGCAUUGCGACUUCAUCAUUCACAUGGUCGGUCCGCACUCGGCGGCAGAGGUGAGAUCCCGCGUGAAGAACGUUCUAGAGCGCUGUGAGGAGAAGCAGAUCACCACGGUCUCCUUCCCUGCCGUGGGCACUGGCGGCGGGGGCGUUAAGGGUGAGGAUGCCAUCGGUGCGAUGCUGCAGGGCUUUGAAGAUCAUCUGGCUCAAAACAUCUCGACUGUGAUCAAGCUCAUCUACGUUGUGAUUGACCGGGACAACGUCCUACAAGAGUUUCAGAAAGGUCUCAAAACAUGGAUUGCGAAUACACAGGUAGAGAACCUUAACCCAGACAGUGAAGAUGAUGAGUGGGAGGAUUACAGCUCAACAGAAGAAAGCUCCUCGUCUGACAAAGGAGCCAACGCAAACCCAGUGGAGGUAAUGAUGGGCCCGAUUAAAGUCAAGGUGUUUAGCGGAGACAUCACCAAAGAGACUGUCGAGGCCAUUGUAAACAGCACGACGACAAGCCUCGAUUUCAACACGGGUGUAUCAGGAGCCAUUCUCAAAGCAUCAGGACAAACGGUGGUGAACGAGUGCAAAUCAAAAGCGCCUCAGCCCUCCGACGGCGUGAUCCUGACCAAAGCUGGAAAUCUUUCAAAUAUCAAACACAUCAUUCAUAUGGUUGGGCAGACCAAUGAGAAAGGCAUCAGCAGCUCCAUGUACAAAGUUCUGAGGAUGUGCGAAGAAAAUAAGAUUCAGUCGGUUUCAUUCCCAGCUCUUGGAACAGGAGCAGGAAACUUGGCUGCUGCAGGAGUUGCCAAUGCAAUGACAGAAGCUCUGACUAACUUUAUGAAGGACUCACCGAAACACAUGAAGCGCGUCCACCUUGUGAUCUUCCAAGUGAAACUGCUGCCAGACUUUCAGGAAGCUGUCAAGAAGUGCAAGAAGAUUUUUCGAAAUGCUUCUGUGCGUCAGGUCAAACCCCUCCAGAAAUCGGUGAUCCCUGUGCUGACACAGCGACCAGCUAUUUGUCUAGCCAAAGAAACGGCCGCUGUAUCGUUCCCGGUUAUGGCCAUUAACGUUUACGGGACGUCCCCUACAAACCUCGCCAAGGUCAAGAAGCUCCUGGACGAGCUGGUCAAGCAGGAGUGCUUCAGUAUAGACGUCCAGUUGAGCCACAUCACAGACCUUACAGAAACGGACAAGAAGGCCAUCAUGACCCUCAGCCGAGCCAAUCAAAUCAGCGUUCUGGUGGCCAGUUCGGAUAAGUUAACAGUAUCAGGGAAGAGAGACGACGUCUUAGAUGCUGUGCUGAAGAUAAACGGCUUCAUCCAGGCAGUGAGAGAACAAGAGAUGUGUGAAGGUGAGGUGAAGCGUCUGCGGGAGACGCUGUGCUGGGAGGUGGCGAGAGGAGAACGCUGGGAGUCACUGGAGCCCGGCAUCAGCUACGACAUCGAGCUCACCAUCCACCGCAAAGAGAAGACCUUCCAGUACCAGGAGAACGGCGAGACCUACACGGUGGACUUCAACCAGAUGGAGGUCACAAACAGCAAGCGGGAGUCUUGCAGGAUCAAGAGGACUCUGCUGGGAGAUUCUGAUACAGCAAUCAUUCAUCCCCCUCCAACAUGGACCAAAAUGGAUGGACGGGAUUUAGAAAUAAUCACAUUACAAUCAGAUACGGUGGAAUACAAGAACAUAGAAACAGCCUUUCUGAAAUCCAGCAUACACCGUGAUGAGAAGCCCGUCCAGGUUCAACAGAUCGACAGGAUUCAGAGUCAGUCGCAGUGGCAGAGAUACUGUGUGCUGAAACAGGCCGUGGAUAAGAAAUACCCCAAACUGAGAAACGAGCGCCAGCUUUAUCACAGAACGACCAAAGAGAUAUGCCAGAAAAUCAACAAGAACGGCUUCAACCGCAGCUUCUGUGGGAGAAACGCGGCCUAUCACGGCGAAGGCACCUACUUCGCUAAAGAGGCCUGGUACUCCUGCCAGGACAAGUAUUCCAACCCAGACGACAAAAGCCUGAAGUACAUCUACCGAGCGCGAGUGGUGACGGGCUCGCUGUGUAAAAGCAGACAAGCAAUGAAGGAGCCGGAUCCGAUCAACCCUGCAGACCCACGGGCCGGACUGCACGACUGCGCCGUGGACAGCCUCCAGAACCCGUUCAUCUUCGUGGUGUUCUGUGACGCGGGAGCGUAUCCAGAGUACCUCAUCACCUUCAAAUCCAUAUAGUCCUCCAGCAAACUCUACAAACACACACUGGCCCUGAAUGCUGCUGACAGAGAUUAUGGGAGAGUCUUCAGGAUAUUACCGUGACAAACACAUGAACGAAUGUUUUCACGCAUGACUUUCUUCAGUAGGGCUGUCAGCUGCCAAAAAUCACUUUAUUAAUUACAUGAUACUAUAUUUGCUGAGAAAAGAUAAAAAAUAAAUAAAUAAAAGAUAUUUAAAGGGACAGUU